Racocetra fulgida is the source of this 627-nucleotide messenger RNA. The record is from the annotation of a GenBank genome assembly. NCBI's taxonomy places the organism in Eukaryota, Fungi, Glomeromycota, Glomeromycetes, Diversisporales, Gigasporaceae.
GAUAUUUUCGAACGACUGGAACUUAAGGAAGAACAGUUUUCCGUAUUCGAAUCAGCGACUGAGCAAAACAUGGGGCGAUUAAGAGAGUCUGUGCUUGAAGUAGAUAAUUCAUUAGUAUUAGAAGACACAUCCAAGAAAUAUAUUGAAAAUAAGUUGCGACCUUUCUCUGAUCCUAUUUCUAAAGUAAAUAAAGAUCAUUAUAUGCAAUUUUGUAAAAUAUAUGGUAGAGAAAUUAGUGAAAAAUAUUGCUCGUCUUUGCUUCAAAAAGCCAUAUCACCAUCAACGACUAUGACUAAUAACCUUGGUGUUAAUGAUAACGGUGAUGAUUUUAUUGACGUAAAUGAUAUCGAUGAUGUGGAUAAUAUCGAUGAUGUGAAUAAUAUCGAUGAUGUGGAUGAUAUCAUUGAUAUGGAAGAUGAAAAUAAGUUUAUCAACGAAUUAUCUACAGAACAACAGAAUGAGGCUAAUGAUUUAUCUUUAGAAGCAUUAUUCAAGCGUGUUUUCAUUAAUGCUAAGCUUACCUGCUCAACACCAAUGGAAGUUCCAUACUUCUCCUCUCGUCUUUAUCCAGAUGUCUGUUUUCAUUGUGGUAAUAUAAAAAUCCUUUCACCAACUCCUGCUAGUUAA